GACUUAUGUGAGACCUCGGUACCAGGUAAUGAGUGAGGCAUUGACUUAUAUGAGACCUCGGUACCAGGUAAUGAGUGAGGCAUUGACUUAUGUGAGACCCGGGUACCAGGUAAUGAGUGAGGCAUUGACUUAUGUGAGACCCGGGUACCAGGUUUUGAGUGAGGAAUUGACUUAUUGGGACCCGGGUACCAGGUAAUGAGUGAGGCAUUGACUUAUAUGAGACCCAAGUACCAGGUAAUGAGUGAGGCAUUGACUUAUGUGAGACCCGGGUGCCAGGUUAUGAGUGAGGCAUUGACUUGUGUGAGACCCGGGUACCAGGUAAUGAGUGAGGCAUUGACUUAUGUGAAACCUGGGUCCCAGGUUAUAAGUGAGGCAUUGACUUAUGUGAGACCAGGGUACCAGGUAAUGAGUGAGACAUUGACUUAUGUGAGAUCAGGGUACCGGGUAAUGAGUGAGGCAUUGACUUAUGUGAGACCUGGGUACCAGGUAAUGAGUGAGGUAUUGACUUAUGUGAGACCUGGGUACCAGAUGAGUGAGACAUUGACUUGUGUGAGACCUGGGUACCAGAUAAUGAGUGAGGCAUUGACUUAUGUGAGACCUGGGUACCAGGUAAUGAGUGAGGCAUUGACUUAUGUGAGACCUGGGUACCAGAUAAUGAGUGAGACAUUGACUUAUAUGAGAUCAGGGUACCUGGGAAUGAGUGAGACAUUUACUUAUGUGAGAUCAGGGUACCAGGCUAUGAGUGAGGCAUUGACUUAUAUGAGAUUGGGGGGCCUGGUAAUGAGUGAGACAUUGACUUAUGUGAGGUCAGGGUGCAAGGUAAUGAGUGAGGCAUUGACUUAUGUGAGAUCAGGGUGCCAGGUAAUGAGUGAGGCAUUGACUUAUAUGAGACCUGGGUACCAGGUAAUGAGUGAGACAUUGACUUAUGUGAGAUCAGGGUGCCAGAUAAUGAGUGAGGCAUUGACUUAUGUGAGAUCAGGGUACCAGGUAAUGAGUGAGACAUUGACUUAUGUGAGAUCAGGGUGCCAGGUAAUGAGUGAGGCAUUGACUUAUGUGAGAUUGACUUAUGUGGGAUCAGGGUGCCAGGUAAUGAGUGAGGCAUUGACUUUUGUGAGACCCGGGUACCAGGUUAUGAGUGAGGCAUUGACUUAUAUGAGAUUGACUUAUGUGAGAUCAGGGUACCAGAUAAUGAGUGAGACAUUGACUUAUGAGAGAUCAGGGUACCAGGUAAUGAGUGAGACAUUGACUUAUAUGAGACCUGGGUACCAGGUAAUGAGUGAGACAUUGACUUAUGUGAGAUUAGGGUACCAGGUAAUGAGUGAGACAUUGACUUAUGUGAGACCUGGGUACCAGAUAAUGAGUGAGGCAUUGACUUAUAUGAGAUCAGGAUGCCAGGUAAUGAGUGAGGCAUUGACUUAUAUGAGAUCAGGGUGCCAUUAAUGAGUGAGGCAUUGACUUAUGUGAGACCAGGGUACCAGGUAAUGAGUGAGGCAUUGACUUAUAUGAGAUCAGGGUACCAGGUAAUGAGUGAGGCAUUGACUUAUAUGAGAUCAGGGUGCCAGGUAAUGAGUGAGGCAUUUACUUAUAUGAGACCAGGGUACUUGGUAAUGAGUGAGGCAUUGACUUAUGUGAGAUUGACUUAUGUGAGAUCAGGGUGCCAGGUAAUGAGUGAUGCAUUGACUUAUAUGAGAUUAGGGGGCCAGGUAAUGAGUGAGGCAUUGACUUAUAUGAGGUUGGGGGGCCAGGUAAUGAGUGAGGCAUUGACUUAUAUGAGAUUGGGGGGCCAGGUAAUGAGUGAGGCAUUGACUUAUGUGAGAUUGACUUAUAUGAGAUCAGGGUGCCAGGUAUGAGUGAGGCAUUGACUUAUGUGAGAUCAGGGUGCCGGGUAAUGAGUGAGACAUUGACUUAUUUGAGAUCAGGGUGCCAGGUAAUGAGUGAGGCAUUGACUUAUAUGAGAUCAGGGUUCCAGGUAAUGAGUGAGACAUUGACUUAUGUGAGAUCAGGGUGCCAGGUAAUGAGUGAGGCAUUGACUUAUGUGAGAUCUGGGUGCCAGGUAAUGAGUGAGGCAUUGACUUAUGUGAGAUCAGGGUGCCAGGUAAUGAGUGAGGCAUUAACCUAUGUGAGACCCGGUUACUUGGUAAUGAGUAAGGCAUUGACUUAUAUGAGAUUGGUGGGGGCCAGGUCAUUUACCCAAAUUUAUUUACUUGUUUGUAUGGUGCCUACAGGUCUUGCAAAACCAUUUAAAAGCAGGCUAAAUGUGGUCAAAUCAAGUUAUUUUGGUUUACUGAUUUUAUCAAUAAAUCAUAUUUUGAAAUUUAAAUGGAUUGUAUCAGGAAAUAUGCAUCUUUGUGGAGAAAACUAAUAUGGCAGUGAGCUUUAUGCGUCAAUACAUCAAAAUACCUUUACAAUUUAUAUGUACCUCUCUCUGGAAAAAUGGGGCUUCAUGCAUGUUUGUAAGGUAUCACAUGCAUUGAGCCUAGUUUUCACAGGGUGUUGCUCAAAUAUAUUUAAGCUGGAUUAACAAACAAAUGUUUAUCUCCAUAGUACAAAAAUAAAUCUUAAGUUUCUAUCUUCAAAAUGUUGCUUCAGGCUAAUAUUUGUCCAAAUGAGCACUCAAGCUUAAAGCCAUAAAUGUAAGGCCAUUUUUCAA
This is a messenger RNA of Dreissena polymorpha, 2650 nucleotides long. RefSeq lists its product as uncharacterized. Bases 196 to 1440 code for a protein of 414 amino acids. The transcript has 2 exons. Lineage: Eukaryota; Metazoa; Mollusca; Bivalvia; Myida; Dreissenidae. The record is from RefSeq and is a predicted model, not a curated record.